Messenger RNA from Penicillium maclennaniae, 1188 nucleotides. RefSeq names its product WD40 repeat domain-containing protein. NCBI's taxonomy places the organism in Eukaryota, Fungi, Ascomycota, Eurotiomycetes, Eurotiales, Aspergillaceae. Gene Ontology annotation, cellular component: nucleus. Gene Ontology annotation, biological process: positive regulation of transcription by RNA polymerase II. The transcript has 5 exons. Gene Ontology annotation, molecular function: transcription factor binding. The record is from RefSeq and is a predicted model, not a curated record. Bases 1 to 1188 code for a protein of 395 amino acids.
AUGAGAGCGAUGGCGCCUCAGCCUCCAGAGUCUCGCUUUGAGCCUUGCGCCUCCACAGCCUCACUGUUUCUAUAUGCACAGGGCUCGACAAUCCUGUGCCUGCACCAUGAUACGCUAGCCGUGGAACGUCGUUUCGAUAGCCACCAGGAAAAUGUCGAAUUCAUAUCAGUGGAUAAUGUGAGCGAGCGCGGUGCAGGUCGAUUGGUAGUCAGCUAUGAUGUGGGACAAACAGCGAUUGUAUGGGAUAUUUUCACCGGUACAGAGAUUGCCAGAUUUGCCUCAUUCGAGCAUUUGCGAAUUGCAUCGUGGAUGCGAAACGGUAGUGUUGCAUUUGGGAACGGAAAAGGCGAAGUGAUUCUAUUCGAGCCUCCAACUUCUGAGCAUAUCUCUGCACGCACAAUAUUCGAUCCAAUUACAGCUCUCGCACCAGCUACAGAUUGUCGGACAUAUGCGAUUGGGUACCAAAAUGGGUCAAUCCUGAUUGCGAAUCUUCUUCCCCAAUUUACCAUUCUCCACACACUAACGACCUCUCGCGAGCCUUCACCAAUCCUCUCGCUUGCUUGGCAUGCGUCUUCAUCCAAACAAAAGUCGGACAUGUUGGCAACUCAAUCUUCGAAUGGUGAUUUAAGGGUUUGGAGCGUGGCGAAACCACCCGGAAAAGAAUCACCACGGGUCAUUCGGGUAUUGAAACGAUCAGACUCGAAUUCUACUGAUCCCAAGUGGAUGUCUUGGUCAAAAAAUGGAAGAAUUAUUCAAUAUCUGGAAGGUGAAACUUGGUCCUGGGAUGUUCGAACAAAGCAUGUAACCUACGAGCCGAUACCCACGAUCGAAGGGGUUCGAGGCAUGGCUAAUUAUGGCCCCACGGCAACACUCUUCACUCUUGGUCCGCAGAACACAGUACAACAGUAUGAUCUCGAUAACCCGGCAAUGGUCGCCAACGUGCAACACGUCCCAGUUCCUUCCCGGCCUGUAGCAUCCGAGAAUGGCCGAUCACGAACAAUGUCCCCACGUCGCCUACAAGACCCUCCAAACAUCAGAGAAAAAGGACAUGGAAGAAGAACACCAUUUGAUGCAAAUGGAAUGGACAGUUGGAGAUACUCCACAACCUUCGGCAUCUUUCCAGUACGCGUCCUCUGUGUCCAUGUCCUCGGUGAAAAGCUCGCGUGCUGCGUCUCGAUUACGCAAUGA